This is a messenger RNA of Ictalurus punctatus (channel catfish), 3405 nucleotides long. It is a transcript of the gene cep78, whose product is annotated as centrosomal protein 78. Bases 140 to 2311 code for a protein of 723 amino acids. The record is from RefSeq and is a predicted model, not a curated record. Gene Ontology annotation, molecular function: protein binding. Gene Ontology annotation, cellular component: centrosome. The transcript is spliced from 16 exons. NCBI's taxonomy places the organism in Eukaryota, Metazoa, Chordata, Actinopteri, Siluriformes, Ictaluridae.
AAGAAGAAAUAAGGGCGUUUUUUUUUUUUUUUUUUUUAAACAUCCGCGGCGGUACAUCAACAAAUCCUUCUUGGAGGCGGUUGAUAAGGAAACAGCAAUAACAAACAAGUAAUAACACGCACAAACGGUGUUGACGUGAAUGAUGCAGGGGUCUGCUCAGAUAAGACGGCGAGUGGCUCAGGACUUCAAGGAUUGCUACGAGUCCUUGUGUGCGACUCGGGGCUCGGCUCCGGUUGCUGCGUUGAGGUUGGGUCUGAACCGAGGAGUUCUGGACUUUAAUGGCGAUACCAUCAGUUUCCCGGACUGGGCGCCUAUACUGUCAGCAUUAUCCAUCAACAAACAGCUGCACCAUGUGGGUGUCAGAAGUUGCUAUCUCGCCAGUCUGGGCUCUCAGGGUUCCUAUAAGCCGUCCGUCAGGAAGAAGAUUCCUGCUAUCCAUUCAAAGAGCAUGACGUUUCAGCUUUGCAAAGCUGUGCAGAAAUGCCUUGGUGUUUCACACAGCCUUAAAACGCUCCACUUGAACGGGCUGCCUCUGAGAGAGCGAGACCUUGACACACUCACUAAGGGUUUGUCCAAGAGUGUGUCAUUGGAACAUUUGUCUUUGGCACACUGUCCCAUUGCAGACGAUGGACUAGAGACUAUCUGUCAGAGUGUGAAGUAUUCAGCAACCAUUAAAACGGUGGAUUUCACUGCCUGUAAUAUUACAUGGCGAGGUGCAGAGCAUUUGGUAAACAUUAUAAAGAACCAGGCAGUGAGGCGACACGGCACGGCGUGGGUGGAGACCUUGCGAUACAGGAAGGCGGAGUUUGAGGCGAUGGGCGGGCUUCGUAGGAUCACACUUAAUGAAAACAUUCUAAUCGGCGACAAAGGAGUGACAUCCCUCGCUCAGGAGCUCAUAGAGGACCUGUGGGUCAAAGCAGUGGACCUGCAGCGGUGUGGCAUCUCUAACGAUGGAGCUCGUGUUCUGGAGAACAUGCUACAGUCCAACACCACUCUGUGUGUACUGGACAUCCGGAGAAACCCCCUAGUGGAUAAUGAGCUGGUGAAGUCUGUGAUUAAGAAAGUGCUUGUGAACAGUAAAGGCCAGGACUCCCAGUAUUUGUGGUUGAAGCCUCCAAGUAAAGAUGCAAAUGACCACUCGGGACAGACGGCCAGGAGAAGCGCAGGAAAACCUACUUAUAGAAUCAGCUCACGGCGAGUAUCUUCAGCAGCAUGUGGAGGGAGGCCUCCUCGACCUGGCAGUACUGGCUAUAUCCCAUGGCGCACUGCAGCUCGGGCCAAACUUCAGAGGGGUCUCCCUCAGAGUGCAACAACAGCGCAUCUGAGCUUUCAGAAUGCCUCCUCCAUUCGAGUCACAUUGGAGUCAGAGAGCGAGUCGGAGUGUGAGGAAAAUGAAAGUGUAUCACAACGUUUGUGUGCACUGAGUGCUCGUGAGAACAUCGCCAGCAGCCAGUUCAGACGUCUACAAUCAGAUUACAGGAAUCUGCAGGAGCAGCUGGAGGAAUGCAGGCUGAGGCUCAGCGAGGAGAGAAACGCAAGAUUGAAAGCCACUUCUCGUGUUGUCGAGCUGGAGUUAGAGAACAGUCGCCUACGCAGUGUGAAUCAGUCUCUGUCUGAAGCUCACAUCAGUCACUCUGUCUUGGAGGAUGAACAAGUGCUGGACAGCAUCGAGGCUUCCUUUCACAAAUUCCAUGCCUUCCUUGACCUGCUUAAAGAUGCCGGGCUGGGUCAGUUGGCGUCCGUGGCCGGGAUUGAGCAGUCAGACUUCGGGCUUCUGAAUCGUCCUCAGCUCUCUUCUACACAGCGAAGAGGACAUGAAGACCAGGCCAGCCAGCAGAGGAAAGACAGCAUGGCUGUAACAAACAACAACCUUCAAAAACCAUCAAGACUUCAAUCCACCACAUCCUCCUCUGCACCUUCUGUGGUCUCCAAGAACUCUCGUCAUCUCCACUCCCCACAGGAGGUGAUCCUCACUCCAGCUGCACUCCACUCCAACCCCUCACCUUCUCCUUUGGACCAUCCCGAAGCUCUUCAGAUGCAGCAAAGUGUCUCUCCCACCCAUUCAAACUCAAACAGGGAGUCUGGCUCUGAUAAACUCCGAGGCAGCCGAGGCUCAAAAUCAGGCAGUUCAGCCAGCAGUGUUCUUCAUAGUGUUCAUAGUAAACUCUCUUAUUCUUACCGAGAGGACUUCUCAGAGGGGAAGUUCUCUCCGGCUCUGAGCUCCAGAUCUUCCAGCAUGUCUCAGUUUGGUUCUGAGAGACUCAGUGUCUCUGAGGGCCUGAGGAGUGCUGGUGGAUUGGCUGGACUCUAGAGACAGGUCACAGUUUUAAUGUUUAGUGCCAAGAUUCGAAAUGUUUACAUGAGAGAUUGUACAAUUUUCGAGUGACCCCAGUGCCCUGAAAUAUUGAGUGGAUGCUGGAGAUGGUAUGAGAUAAUUAAAGAGAACAACAGUGCUGAGGAAUAUAUAUUAAUAGUUUGUGUAUUAUAAAUUAAUUAGAACUGAAAAAUGAUUACAGUUUUUACUGGAAUUGGUUAUACUAAAGUUUGUUUUACUUUGUUUCUGAAUUUCUGAAAACUGAAUUGAGCAAGUUGUAAGCAUUAGGGCACUAACCUUUUAUUGUGUGUUGUUGGAUUUCAUAACUGUUCAAAUUAAUUUCCAUUAUGCAUUUGGACAUUUUAUGUAGCUAAUAAAACUAUGGCAAUUUUUUAUAGUGCCCAUGAAUGAAUAGAAAUUACUUGUUUGUUUUGCUGUUGAGAUGUGUGCAGAGUGUCUCCUAAAAGUCAUGUAUAACUUGCAAGGUUUUAAGACAGGGUUUUGUUUUACAGCUAUAUAUUUAUUGUUAUUCCUUUUUUAUUAAUAGAGUUGAUUGUCUCAAAAAUCUCAAGUCUUGGGUAUACUUAAAAUUACCGUUUACAAAUUGCUGUGAAUCACUUGAUAUGUGAAUUUGUUUCAGACUAAAUGUGCAACCAGGUCAAGUAGUUGAGAGGUGGAAGUAAAAACAAUGGAUUUGAUAAAAAGGCUACUGAAUUAUUAUUAUUAUUAUUAUUAUUAUUAUUAUUAUUAUUAUUAUUAUUAUUAUUAUUAUUAAUUUUUACAAACUUUUAAACAGCCAUAUGAUGUUAUCUAUUCAAAGAUUAUGAAAGUGUGUCUGAGAGUGGUAGGGCAGUAGUAGCGCAGUGGUUAAGAUAUUGGAUGUCUGAUUAGAAGGUUUUGUUCAAAUCCCAGCACUGCCAAGCUGCCUUGAGUAAGGUCCUUAACCCACAACUGCUCAAAUGUGUACAGGGGUUCUUGAAAGUUAUGAACCCUUCAAGAAUAUUCUGUAUUUCUGCCCUAAAUCAUAAACAGAUUUUCAUACAAGUGCUGAAAGUAGAUAAAGAGAACCCAAUUAAACAAACAAGACAUAA